Striga asiatica is the source of this 1053-nucleotide messenger RNA. Lineage: Eukaryota; Viridiplantae; Streptophyta; Magnoliopsida; Lamiales; Orobanchaceae. The record is from the annotation of a GenBank genome assembly.
AUGGACCCUAUCGUGGCCGUCAUGAUCGUCCCACCCACCACAGUCGCGUACACCGCCAGCCACCUCUCGUGGGACCCGACCACAAUGUACGCCAGCGCAAUGAAAGCAAUCGAUAUGAAAAGGCACGCGAGCCACAUCAGCUUAUUAAUAACCGACAUCAGCUGCUUCUUGGCCUUGUGCUCGAUCACGACCAGCGAAGUCUGCACGACCACAACAGCCAAGGAUAUGAAAAGAGCAAUGCUGUCGAACACGAAGAAGAUCAAGAAGGCCGGGUCGUGGGCCACGUGGGCCUCUCCCAUGUUGGGCCCCCGGUCCUCGACGUAUUGGCCCGGGACAGUGAAGAUGGCGGCGAAUGCCACGGUGGCGAUUAAGACGGCCACGACUGUGGCCGAGUUGAUGGCGUUGUUGAGGCCCUCGAUGUGGAGUUUUUUGACCCGUUUGGCGAUUUUUCGGACCUUGAAGCCCGUUCGGCGGGUUUGGUGGAGCUGGGAUUGGACAUCGUGCUUGAUGUCGCUAACGGUUUGUUUGAGGUGCUUGGAAGAGGUUCGGGGCUUGCCGUGGUCGGCCGAGUGGGCAGCACCGGCGGCUCGGAGGGCGGCGGUUAGUUCGGAGUUGCCGAGGUUUUCGGAGAUGUCGAGGGGUGUCUCGCCGGCAGAGUUGGUCGGGUUGAGUGCUGUAUUCCCUUUGUUGUCCUCUACCCCAAGUAGAGAAGGGUCUGGCCUCACGAGCUCCCGCACUAUCUCAAUGUUCUGCCCCUUCACAGCCAUGUGCAAUGCCGUCUGCCCUUUCCUGUCAGUCUUGAACCCAAUGCUCGGGUCUUUACUCAACAGAGAUUUAACCACUUCCAGGUGGCCCAUCCUUGCUGCCGUGUGGAGCACGCUCUUGCCAUUGUUGCGGGUGAUUUUAGCAAGGUUAGAGUCAGUGUCAAGAAGAAGGUUCACGACUUCUGUGUGCCCUUGGGCAGCUGCCGUGUGUAGGGCAGUCGAAUUUGUGGUGUCUGUUGUCAUCACGAGGCUCGGGAAAGAACGCCUUAGCUCCUUUAGGACAUCUGCA